This is a messenger RNA of Dibothriocephalus latus, 300 nucleotides long. NCBI's taxonomy places the organism in Eukaryota, Metazoa, Platyhelminthes, Cestoda, Diphyllobothriidea, Diphyllobothriidae. The record is from the annotation of a GenBank genome assembly.
AUGAUGACCGAUUCAAAAUCUAGGGAAUUUGAGGCCAAAAUUCUUGCAUCCACAAUGUCCAUCGAACUUGAAAAUGCCGUCAUCGAUAUAAGCAUGGAUGCUCUCGACCGGUCCCCACUCGAGGGCAAGUGUGCAGCCCAUAUUAAAAAGAUCAUGGACCAGAGAUACGGAGCCGCCUGGCACUGUUUAGUGGGCAAACACUUCGGCAGGUCGCGUUGGGGAGACCUGGUCUCCAUUAGGACGGGUGUUCCCCACAAAUAUGACUUUGUAAUGUUCGUAACACUUAGCACUCAGUUCUAG